Messenger RNA from Schistocerca americana (American grasshopper), 2377 nucleotides. Its product is annotated as SET and MYND domain-containing protein 4-like. The coding region runs from base 236 to 2347 and encodes 703 amino acids. The record is from RefSeq and is a predicted model, not a curated record. Gene Ontology annotation, molecular function: protein binding. The transcript is spliced from 5 exons. NCBI's taxonomy places the organism in Eukaryota, Metazoa, Arthropoda, Insecta, Orthoptera, Acrididae.
GAGUGUGUCCCCCCACCACCCUUCCAAUGUUUAUUUUCAUCUGGUUUAAGUGUAGGUCACAUGGCUUUAGCUAGAUGUGUGUUGGAAUUUGGGCCCUGAAGUUUGGUUUGUGUUUUGUGUGGUUUCAUGUAUACGCUUCAUUGAGGAGGUGAAGGUUUCUUGCAACAUUUAAGAGUCGACUCAUGGAUACGACUUACUCCUCGCAUCAGUAAUCUGCCUAACGGAAGGGAAAAGAAUGAUGGAACCAAUCGAUGCAUUUUACCGUCUUUGUGAAUGUUUAAAAACUGAUAAUAAAGUGGAAGAAGUGUCGAAGAUGUUUUCAUCUUUCGAAAGAGAUAGUAACCGUGUGUCAUUCGCAAUGGAAUUGCUGAGACAGUACAAUAUUCUGACUUUACCGUUGUGCCUUAAUGACAAAAAGUCUGAUACCAUAGCAGCAGAAUAUAGGAUGCAAGGCAAUCGCGCUUAUCAACAGAAGGACGAUCGUAAAGCACUCAGUUUGUACAACAGAGGCAUAGCUUUUUCUCCAGUUGUUCAGUUAGCAGACACUGACGGAGACAGUAACGAGCUAUCGUUAGGGUUUGCCAACAGAUCAGCUGUUGCAUUUUCGUUAGGCGACAGUGCUUCAUGUCUUAAGGACAUUGAUCUAGCAUUUAAGUAUAGAUACCCUGCUAAUUUACAUUACAAACUACUAGAAAGGAAGGGUAAAUGCUUUCUGAGAAUGAACAGAUUUGAAGACGCAUUCGAAACUUUUACGGGUGCAUUAAAAGCUCUGGAACUAGCGUCAUUGCCUGCAGAGAAAUGCCAGUCUGUAAAGAAACAGAUAAUUGAGUUGCAAGGAAAAACAGAGUCUAGAAAUGCAGCAACUGAGAAGCCCUACCUGUUUAGUCUCCAACAAAAGUUACCAAGGAAAACAUACCAAGAAAGUAAUGAAAUUGUUUGUGCUUGUGAUGCAGUUGAAAUAAAAUACAGCCAAGACAUGGGGAGGUAUAUCCAAGCAUCAACAAAUUUAAAUCCUGGUGAUGUGAUUGCAAUUGAGAGGCCAUUUGCUUCAGUGCUGUUAGAUGAUGCAUACUACACCCACUGCUACAACUGUUUGCUACGCUGUAAUGCACUGAUCCCUUGUGAAACAUGUUCCAUGGUGAUGUUCUGCAGUGACGAAUGUCGAAAUGAAGCACUAGAGAAAAGUCAUUCUGUUGACUGUUCAAUUUUGGCACCACUUACCAGAUAUGGAAUCGAUAAAAUGGGAAUGUUGGCAGUAAGGAUUAUAUUGACUGCAGCAGCUUAUGGAAAAAAAUUAAAUGAGCUGAUCAGUGAAAUACGAUCUUUUGAAAUGGAGACAUCUGCAGAUAAACGAACAAAAGGUUUCAGCAAAGAUGGAAAAUAUCAUUCUGAUGAAUAUACAACAAUUUAUCAUCUGGUUGGCAAUACAGACAAACGAACUGUAGGUGAUUUGUUUAAGCGUGCUGUUAAUGCUGCAUGUAUAUUGCAUUGUUUUGAAGAGUACUCAGAUUUCUUCAAUCCAGAAAAUACUUCAAGUUAUAAACAGUUGCCUGAUUCAGGAAAGAACAAGGGAAGUGAAGGUCAUCAGAACCCUCAAGAUUUUCAGAAGGAAGCCAAACUUAUUGUUGGUGGUCUUUUAUUGAGACAUUUACAAAAUUUACCAUGCAAUGCUCAUGAAGUUUCAGAGUUUAUACACAUUUCUGCAGUAACCCAAAACAAAGAAAGGUUUGAUUUAGACAUGAUAGAAAUGGGAGCCGCAGCAUAUUCUUUUUUAAGUUUGAUAAACCACUCAUGUGAUCCAAAUGUUGUGAGGAAUAGUCACUGUGGAAGCACAGCUGUUUUGAGAGUCAUAAAACCAAUCAAGAAAGGUGAACAGGUCUUUGACAAUUAUGGUUAUCAUUAUGCAACUCAUAGCCUUGAGGAAAGACAGUUACAUCUGAGGUCACAGUACUUUUUCACGUGCAUGUGUGAACCAUGCACUGGUAAUUGGCCUUUAUAUGUCAGUCUCCCGAGUGCACAGCUAUUGCUUAAAUGCACUCACUGUAGCACUGUGCUAGAAGAUAACUUUCCAACCAACCCGUCUGAAGGAAACUUGGUUACAUGCACAAUGUGCAAGGGUGUGAAUGAUGUUGUCAAGAGGAAGAAAGUGUUAAUGGAGUCAUCAGAUCGAUUUAUGGAGAAUAUAUCAGCUGUUUUACGUGGCCACACUGAAGGUGUUGCUACCAGUUUAGUAACUCAUUUGACAUUGUUGCAUGAAAAUGUACUAAGACCAUGGAAAGAAUACAAUGACUGUCAAGAAGCAUUGAAACAGUGCUUCAAUUUUCUUGGAAACUGUUAUACCAUUUGAUGAAUAAAUAAAAAGUUGGUGCCUUUCUAA